Dinoponera quadriceps is the source of this 1146-nucleotide messenger RNA. RefSeq names its product histone-lysine N-methyltransferase SETMAR-like. Gene Ontology annotation, molecular function: nucleic acid binding. The transcript has 3 exons. The record is from RefSeq and is a predicted model, not a curated record. The coding region runs from base 85 to 1146 and encodes 353 amino acids. NCBI's taxonomy places the organism in Eukaryota, Metazoa, Arthropoda, Insecta, Hymenoptera, Formicidae.
AGUAGCGGUAUUUUUGAAAUUACCCGUUAAAUAAAAAUAGUAUUCUAUUAGGUGAAGUAAAAAGUUCUGAGCGUUUUCCGCUAGAUGUCUUUAGUGAGCCAUAUCUCACGAUGUAUACAUCGGGUCAUAUUAUACGUCGAUUUAAAGCGUUCCAAAAUGAAGGUAAAAAAAGAGAAAAUUCGAUACAUUCUUCAGUACCACUACGACCAAGGUGAAAAGGCGGAGCAGGCGGCCAAAAAAAUUUGUGCUGUUUAUGGACCCAAUACAGUAUCGAAUGCAACAGCAAAGCGGUGGUUCCAACGAUUCCGUUCUGGUAAUAUGGACGUUGAAGAUGAGGCACGCUCUGGUAGGCCAAUCGUCGAAAAUGUCGAUAAAAUCAUGGAAAUCGUCGAGUCGGACCGGCAUGUGAGCACUUAUUCCAUUGCCCAGGAACUGAAGAUUAGCCAGAAAACCGUUUGGAACCAUUUGCAUAAGGCUGGUCUCAAGAAGAAGCUCGAUGUAUGGGUGCCACACGAAUUUACGCAAAAGAACCUUUUAGACCGAAUUGAUGCCUGCGAUUCUUUGCUGAAACGUAACGAAAUGGACCCAUUUUUGAAGCGGAUGGUAACUGGUGAUGAAAAAUGGGUCACAUACGAGAACAACAGCCGAAAAAGAUCGUGGUCCAAUCGCGGUGAACCGGCCCAAACGAUCGCCAAGCCCGUAUUAACGGCCAAGAAGGUUUUGCUGUGUAUUUGGUGGGAUUGGAAAGGAAUCAUCCACUAUGAGCUGCUCCCAUCUGGCCAAACACUCAAUUCGGACCUCUAUUGUCAACAACUGACCAGAUUGAAGCAGGCGAUCGACCAGAAGCGGCCAGAAUUGGCCAACAGUAAGAGUAUUGUGUUCCAUCAAGUCAACGCCAGGCCGCAUACAUCAUUAACGACGCGCCAGAAGCUCCGAGAGCUUGGAUGGGAGGUUCUAUUGCACCCACCGUAUAGUCCAGACUUGGCACCAAGCCUGAACCUGCUGCACUACUUCUAUUUCCCUCUUCUUUACACGAAGCCACAGCUAUACAUCGGUUUCGUUUUAAGUUCCGAAAGUGUACACACUAGUUCAGUGACAAAGAAUAGGCUCUAUGUGGUGCAACUUCUUGAAUUUGCGUCGAACUAA